Molecule: messenger RNA, 282 nt
Organism: Staurois parvus
Lineage: Eukaryota; Metazoa; Chordata; Amphibia; Anura; Ranidae
Source: the annotation of a GenBank genome assembly
AAUGGUACUACGAUUGAUCUGCACAUUUGGACAGCUCCCUUGGCUUGUGACUGACUCUGGGGAAGGGUUAAGUCCAGACAGGUUCAAGGAGAGCAAGGGGUUAGGCCAGGGGCGGACUGACAACUCAUGGGGCCCCCGGGCAUAGGGGAUCAUGGUGCCCCUGUGUCCUUGCCCAAACUCAAAAAGCCUAUAAAAAAGGUACCAGGGGCAUCUCAUGGGGCCCCCCUACUGACGCCGGGCCCUCGGGCAGUGCCUGAAAUUCAAAAUGGUCAGUCCCCCCUG